AUGCAUGAUCAAAACUGCAGACUUUAACUGAUCAAGCACAGUUUAUUAUACAUACAAAAAAAUGGUUAUGAGGUUAAUUAUACUUACAGUUAUCGUAAUCAAAGGCUUGGAACAGCAUGAGCUUGAUUUGUCACCAAACAAUGGCACCUUGGUUCCGACAGGAAAUAACCUUACAAUUACGUGUUCUGUUAGACCAUGUAAUGAAACUGGAAGUGUUCUGCUAUUUUUUGGGCAUGCUGAAAAAUUAUUCAGUGGAAUAUGUGAUAAUGAAAUAUUUGUGUACAGAAGAAGAUAUGUGUUUUCGUGUAAUUCAACUCAAUGCACGUACACCCUUAAUGUGUACGAUGUUGAUGUUACGGAUCAGCGACAAAUGAUCUGUACUUAUCGGUCGUCUUCACAAAACGUCAUCAAUAAAACCACCACCAUCCGAAUAUCAGAUUUUCCCGGUAAACCCACCAUUGAACCGGAAGGUCCAUUCUACCUUACACAGGAGGUUAACCUUACUUGUAGUUCAACUGGAGGGAAUCCAGUUCCAAGAAUGAUAUUUUCUUGUAAUGGUGAAAACGGAAGGGAGAAAAUGAAGUUAGACAAAGUCGUAGAAUAUUACCUUUCAUUGAGAAUGGACUCGCACAUGGUGAAUACAGUUUGUACAUGUGUAGUUAUUCAAUCACAAAAUAACUAUAAACAGGAAACAACAUUCUACCCGAUUAUAUACUCAGACAAUUUUACCACAAUAUCACCACCUGGACCGUAUGUUGAUGGAGAGAGCAUAGAUUUCAAGUGUUGUUUUGGAAAAGUAGACAGUCCUAGAACUAAUCUAUCCUUUCAGUGUCAUGGAGAAUACGUAUCACAACAAAUUAACAAUGUUACUUGCCUUUAUCUGAAUGUUACAAUUGAUAUAGACAAGUACAGAACAAAAUGCACAUGCAUAGCUCAGUCGAAGGAUAUGAGCAUCAAUGUGAGCUCUGAUAUUCAACUGGUUAUCAACCGAUAUGACCCAGCAUUCGAGUUAUCGCCAUUUUACAAAGUUGUCUUUGGAAACACAACAACACUGACAUGCCUUGUACCUGGUUUGCAAUACCCCUUUGCAUUUGGAAACUGGCAAUAUAAGAAAGAAAAAGAAGAGAAAAAGCUUAAAGGAUCAAUUAGCUCAAAUACCACAACCGUGUUAACAGUCAGCAAUAGCACUUACGUAGAAAUGGGGACAUACUAUUGCACAGUGGUUGAUGAAAGAAAAAAUGAUACUGUUGUAGCAAAUGCAUCGACAGAGUUAAAAGUAGAAGGACCAAUCGCUCUGAAGAAAAUUCACAGUAAACAAGUAAACAACACACGUUGCAUGCUUAUUGCAACGUUUGAGAGCUUCCCAAAAAUAGAAAUAAAGUCAUUGUGGGAAAGCAACAAACAGAUUGAAUUUCGACAAAGCAUAUUAAACAGUAACGGUCCUGAAAGGAAAGACAAACCAACCACUAAACAGCAAGCAAACAUUCUUCUUGUGGAUUGCCUGUCAAGUACUAUUUAUGGAAUGGUUGUUUCAAAUGAUAUCUUUACCGAGAAAUUUUACUUUGAUAUGAAAGGUGUAAUUUUCAAAAUGUCACGAAUUUUGAAAAUGGAUGAACAAUUUAUAGAUGGUAAACUGGCAUCUAUGACAUGUUACGAUAUCACCCAAUCAGAACUGAGUAAUCUGGACUUAUCAUGUGAUAAUAUAACAAGUAUGAAACAGGAUAUUGUAAACGAUGCUGCAUCUAUUAGAACUGAAUUUAUUGCCGACAUAAAGGAUGAUGGCACUAAAUGUAGAUGCAAUUCCAAUCAAUCUGAAAGCGAGUCAAUACUGCAGAUUCACAUAGUUCCUUACAAAGGACAUAAUGUAUCAUAUGAAAAGGACGUGUGUGAAAGUAAUUCAGAGAUAAAACUCGUCUGUCAAGACGAAAACUUACCAGACGUUUUUCACUUUGGAAAGUGGAUUCACCAUUAUAAUGAUGUAGAAAUAGGCCAACGUGAUGGAUUUUCAUCAAGGAAACAGACGUCUAUCCAAAUACCUUUCUGUACAUAUGAAGACAUAGGGAACUACACAUGCACCGUAACUGAUUCAAGGAAGAACACAACUGUUUUUAAUUCAACUGUUUUUCUUAAUGUGCCAGGGCCACCCGUUAUAGUAAACAGCUCUAUUGUAAAAGAUAAUUCAAAAGCAGAAUGUGUACUUAGUGUCCAUUUUUAUUCUUUUGAUGAAAAUCCGGCAAUUAAUUGGUAUAAAAAUGGAAAAUUGUUACAUUCAUCGGAACGUCAAAGACCAAAUGUCAGUCCAACUACUCAUUAUGUAAAUAUGCAUAACACUGAAGUUCCAGUUAAAGCAAAGAUUGCAACACUUCAUCUGAAACCAGGAUGUGAUGUAGAAACAUCUAUAUACCGCUUUACUGUGAAAACUGCAGACUUCUCAACAUCUCAUACUUUUAAAGAAAAUGAUAACACAGUGCGCAAAGUGUUAAUACUCUCACUGAUAAUAGCAUCAGGAAUUUUCAUAGCAGGACUGAUCAUAACAAUAUGCAGAGCAACCAAGGGUACAAAAGACAAAUUCUGGCAAAUCAAGAAGAGUCUGAAUAGUACUGUAGCCAGAAGACGAAUUGAUACCCAGUUCUAUGAAGAAGUUGGAAUGGUUAUUGCAAAUAUAAGGCAAGCAGAUGAAGGAAACACAGGACAUAACAGAGAUACAUUGACAGACAGUAACUAUGAGCAGAUUCCAUUUGAUAGAAACUGAUGAUCCUGCACAAAAGUGAAAUAUAUUGUUGUUGUACAUAAUUGAAAAAAAAAAAACCUUGAAGCUAGUUAUCAAAAUUAUAUUUAUAAUCAUUGUAUCAUUAACAUUCAUUCUAGAUACAUGUGUGUCAUUUUUAUAUUGUUGUUUACUUUUAGGAAUGAAAUCAUAUGUUUAAUGUUUUAUUAUGAAAAUGUGCUAAUUUUUCAAUUUUCAUAAACGCACAAAUUUAUAUACGAAACAUCUGAAACGUAAGACUUUUUUAAUCUAUUCAUUCUAAUAUGGUAUAUUAAAUAUUAAAAAUGUAAGAUGGUAAUAGAAAGUAAAAUAGCAAAAAUACCGAACUCGAAGGAAAAUUCAAAACAGAAAGUCCUUUAUCAAAUGGAAAAAUCAAAAGCUCAAACACAUCAAACGAAUGGAAAACAACUGUCAUAUUCCUGACAUGGUACAGGCAUUUCCUUGUGUAGAAAAUGGGGGAUUAAACUUGGUUUCACAAGUAUAUAUAUAUAACUUUAUCCUUAUUUGGUAUCAUUAGAUUGUGCAUUGUCUCUCUGUACAAGUCUAAGUGAACAUAGUACUAUAUAGGAUAAGAUCGAUUGUGAAGUGUAAAUUUUACAAUAUUUGCAAAUAUGCAUUAGCUGUAUCAUUGUUUAAGGAAACGCAUUUACUGUAAAAGAUAUGUUGUAUCAUUUUUUUUGUUGAUUUCCAUUAUGGAAAACUAAAGAUAUUUGUGCAUUUGUUUUAACUUUAAUUUUUGUUUAACUAGAAUAUUCUAGUAUACAGAGAUCAUAUGUUUUAAAAUCUUAUUACACUCUACUGAUUUUACAAACCUUUUAUAGACAAGAUUGGAAAGAAAUUGAUUGUGUAAUGUAAUUCUACUCUUUAUAAUUGAUUUCUUUGAAUAAUUUAUUCUUUGAACAGAAAUCUUUUAGAACAUUUUUAAAAAGUUUUAAAGGAGAAUGAUGGGCACUAAGAAAGUCGGAGAAACGUCACGUUCUUUAGAGGAUCCAAGCAAAACAAAUGAUCCUAAGAAGAAGAACAUACGACAAAGAGACGUCCUUGCUGCAAUGCUGGUUGGAUAUAUAGUGGGAAUACUGUUGAUGAUGAUGAUACAUUUUAUACUUCAGAAGAAAUGUGCAAAUUGUACCUCGGGAAGUACAACAAGCUCUCUUGGUAAUGGACUGCAGGACUCAUGUUUUGAAGGAUGGAUUAUAUUAGCUGGAGAGAAGACUUGUUUCUUUGAUAGCUAUUUCGACGUAAACUGGACAGUUGUAGAGCCGGAGGCCGGUACCAACGAAGUUGAUGAGUAUUUUCAGAAAAUCAGACAGAUUCAAGAUAUCAAUGAUGAUAUACUUGUUGGCACUGUAUUUAACAACGACAGAGGAUUUUACCAAUGGAUAGGUGGAUCUGGUUCCAACAAUGGCACCCUACCUGCAGCUAACAAUACCGUUGCCUCACCAAACGCUACAAACAUCUGCGUGAGUGACCUUCAAGAAGCGCCUAUUGAAUGGGGAUUGAAUCUGUUGGGAGCAGAAUCAAAUGACACGUGCUUCAUUUCGUGAAGUUAGAAAAUAGAAAACUCAUCUGUAUAUAUUCUGUACAUAGCAUUAACUUCGUAGAUUUUUUAUUGCAUUUCUUUGGUGUAUCAUUAAAAUGUAUCUGUUUAUCAUUUAUAAUAAAAAACGUAGUUAACUUUUUAAACAUAGUUCUAUGCAAGGAUUGCAUCAAUAAUGAAACUGAUUUUAAAAACAUCCUAUCUUUACUUUCAAAUUGAUUUAAAAAAGCAAUUUUUUGUCUUCCUCACAAGCACGAAAAAUCGCUGCCGAAAAAUUCCAACCACUUAAACAUGAUAAAGUGAUUCGUGCCUGAAAUAUUUGAUUUUAAUACUCCAAAUAUCACUGACCAUCAAUCAUUUUUCUGUUAUGAGACGAAAAAAUAACAAAGAAACUUUUUCCUUAUGAUUUCUGCACAUUCUCAAAUCAUUUCAUUGUAAAAUAGUUACAUAUUUUUGUUGUUUUAUUUUUCAAAUUACACUUCGUUUGCAAAUACCAUUAAAAUGUUAUUAUCUCAUUAUAUAUCAGUGCUUGCUGUUGUAGUUUUUACCAUUGGUUCUUCCUGUUAUAUUGGACGAGUUUCUUAAUUUGUUGUUCGCUAUUGAUUUAUAGAUGAUUUCACUUGAUAUGCGUAGCUAAGGGACAUAACUCUGAAAAUCACUGGUACGUUUGUGUCAAACCAUUUCAAACAUAUAUUCUAACCUUCUUAUAAACACAGAUCAUUUAAAAUCUGAAUCACAAGAAUGCUGAAUAGUUAUCAAUGAAACUGUCUAUUACAAACACUUUACUGAUUUUAUCUCCCAUAAGCCAGGUGAACCCCCUACUACAACGUCGGUAAAUUAAUUAUUUGGAUGCUAGAUACUCGUUCAAUCAUACUUUUGUAAAUGAGAAAUCAAUAGUGUUAUUCAGCAAGAUUUUUCUUCAAUCAGAGAAUGAACUUAACGAUUUUUUUCACCCGAUGUAGUAUCAAGAUUUGUUUGGUAUACAAAGUUAUUUUUAAAUAGUCACCUUUUUCCGAAAUCUUACUCAACUUUACAUUGUUUUUCUCUUCAAUCAAACAUGUUUGCAUCAUAUAUCUAUUUUCAUUUCAUAUUAAUUUGUAUUUCUCGUCCCUUUUUAAUGUUUAUGAUAAAAUAUAUGUUUAUCUAUUA
Molecule: messenger RNA, 5453 nt
Organism: Mytilus californianus (California mussel)
Lineage: Eukaryota; Metazoa; Mollusca; Bivalvia; Mytilida; Mytilidae
Exons: 16
Coding region: 62-2752 (896 amino acids)
Source: RefSeq, a predicted model, not a curated record